AUGUCGGGGAAAAAUGGAGGGAGAACAACCAAGUCAAAUAUUCAGUAUGUUGCGAAGGUUAGAUACUCGAAUAACUUACCACCGCCAUCAUGUCCACCAAAACUCUUAAAGGAGGAUUCUACUGACGAAGACGGGAAUGAUUUGAAUACUUUGGUAUCUUCAUUUUUCAGAAAGGAGAAUUUUAGAAACUUGAUUAGGUUGAACGACGACCUAGGUAUGCCUAUAAACCUGGUUAGUUUACCUGAUAGAGAAACAAUGUACGGAUUGAAGAAUAACGGUGUCAACUUAGAGCUGCAUCCAAUGGACCAACUGAUCCUAUCAGAUCCUAACAGAACUAUCAAAACACAGUCUCAGAGUGUUGGAUUUUUGAGAAGAACCCAAUACAUCUCUUCUGACAUUCAGGGUCUUCCUAACAAAGUAUCUGCUCCUCUUAAAGUCAAGAAGGAAGAUGAUUUAGAUCCAAGGACACAGUUGAAACAGGUUGAGGAAACGUUCAAUCAAUCUGAUGAUAUCUCAACGAUUAAGCAUCCAACUAAGAAGAACCUAAAGGCCAAGAGGGUAUGGAACUUCUUGCCAGACACUUCAAUGCUGGACCAAACUUAUUACGAUGUCAAGUUUAUGAGCAGUGCCUCUAUUUCGAAGAACAAACACGACAAAUCUAAAGAUGCCAUUAAGUCAAUAAGGGAUCCUAGACUGCUUACGUCGAUAAUGAGAGAAAUCGACGUGAAUAAGAAUACCAAACUGAUGUCAUUUUAUUUGACAGAUGAGGAAUCUUCCAAGAUUGUCAAGGAGAAAAUUGAAGAUGAGACAGAGAAUGCACCAAUUGACGAUAAUGAGCUAGAGGAAGUUUUGAAGGACGAGUCCAAGAAACUAGUCUACAGAAAACAAAGAGAAUAUGAUGGACAAGUCAAGCCGCUUGAAGAAUUACGUCAAUUGGCAAUUACAUUUGAUGAAAAAACAAAGCAAGCGUACUAUAUUCCAAUAUCAGGUAAAAUUGAAUUGAAAAAGUGCAGAAUCGAUCCUGUAUUAUUACCUACGAUCAAAGAGCUUUCCUAUGACCAAAUCAAUAUGUAUAUUAGAGAACCUACUAAUUCUGAAAUUGAACGUAGGGACGCCCUAAGGAGUGAGUUUGAUCCAAUGGAGUUUGGUACUGAUGAGUAA
Messenger RNA from Pichia kudriavzevii, 1161 nucleotides. RefSeq lists its product as uncharacterized. Lineage: Eukaryota; Fungi; Ascomycota; Pichiomycetes; Pichiales; Pichiaceae. Gene Ontology annotation, biological process: transcription elongation by RNA polymerase II. The transcript has a single exon. The record is from RefSeq and is a predicted model, not a curated record. Gene Ontology annotation, cellular component: Cdc73/Paf1 complex. Bases 1 to 1161 code for a protein of 386 amino acids. Gene Ontology annotation, molecular function: RNA polymerase II complex binding; chromatin binding.